UUCUUGCGCCUUUCUCAAGUUCUCGGUUCGCGCGAAUCAAACAUGGCUUCUCGUAUGCGAAACAUGACUCGAUGAAAAUGAGCUGGAAUAAGCAAGUCGUCGUCGAUUUAACCGCGCGCAUGACACCGCACCGUACCAGAUCCGAUGUUGCUGAGCACAGCUAGUUUACUCUGUUGUUCAGUUUCGGUGCGAAUUACCUGUGCGGAGACACCAUGGCUGACGAGUGGAAACCCGACGCGGAGGACAAUCCGACGAUGCAACCGCCCGUCAGGGACCUGGGCUUUUGUCCGCAGAAGGAAAUAGCGUACAAUAAACUGCUGCCCUAUGCGGACGAGCUCGACGCUGAGUCGCGGAUCUUGCUCGCCGAGAUCAAGGAGAAUCUGGGUCGCGCGGUUAUGCUCCGUGAGAUCAGACCAGCGUGUUCUCUGUGGUCUAAUAAAUUAUACAAAUAUAUGUAUCUAUACGGGAUGAAGUUCAGUAAAGAAGACCAUAUAAUAUUUAUAAAAUUGAUGUACGAGCUGGUUACUAUACCGAAUCUGGACCCGGAACUUGUUAAUAGAUUCGGCUCUGCGUUGCUUUUGCUGUUGAAGAAAAAAGAGCUAAUUAGUCCCGACGAGUUGGAACUUCCGUGGAGGCCUUUGUACGAAUUGAUGCACCCUCUGAAGAGAAACUCGGUGGUCGCGUUAGGAAUACACCGUUAUCCACCGUGGGUUAAGAAUAUAUUGCGUUGCCUGAUCCGUGCUGCGAAGACUUAUUUUCCCUUGAGCACCACGCAAGAGAUACUAGACGAAUUAAGACCGAUGUUCUGUCCGCUCGAUGGAUCGACAAUGUACGCGAGCCUUCAGACUUUAGAGACUUUUUUACCGUUGCAAUUACCUCCCGAGCGUCAUUCCGUCGGACAUCGCCUGUGGUUCGAAGAGUUCAUAACUAUGUGGCGGGUGUGUCACAAUGCGCCGGCGUGGGAGAACGAUAUGAUGUGGCUGAUGGCGAAAUUGGCGACCUACAAUAUCGGAUAUAUCGACUGGGAGCCGCAUUUCCCGUUGAUGUUCACCAGAUUCGUGCGGUGUUUGAAUCUGCCGGUGACGUACAAGCAGACGCAAGCCGGCAGAGUCCACAAGAUGGAAAUCACGCCGAUAGCUAUGUGGAUAGUAGCGGUUCUGGGAAACGGCUCGAGUGCGCAAAUGUACUUGGAGAAGUUUCUGAAAACCAUCGAAACAUAUUUUUACCCGGCGAACUUUGGACGGUGGGUAGGAAAGUUGAAGGAACUUCUCAUCAAACUACCAUAUUACAUUAUCUUACGCUUACAUAGAGAGAGAUACGCCAAGCCGACGUGGGAAACUCCGAUUCCUGAUAAUUACAAAUUGACCGACGGUGACGUCGAUGCCUUCGUGAAAAGCAUGAUGCCAUUAGCCAUGACAGCUAUGUUCAGCAAGUUCGGUGUGAACGACGCCUGCCACGCUCUACAGCACCUCGCUACUAUGAGGCCAAACUUAGUAAUACCGGAUGUGCUGGAACGAAUGUACUCUACGCUCGAUUCCCUUACCGAGCCCCAUAAACUUACAGCCUCAAUGAUCUGCAUGGUGGCCGUUGCCAGACCGAUGGUGCAAGGUUCUAGAAAUAUAAACAAAGGUUACACGUACCCGGAGGGGCCGACUCACGUGUUGCCGCUGCUGUUCUCGUCUUUGCCCGGUAUCGAUCCGAACGACAUCGGCAAGUGCUUCGCCACGUUCCGCUUGAUCUCGGUUUACGCGACGAUGAUACCGAUCGUCGAUUCCUCGAGGUCGACGGCGAGCAUGACCGAGGAGGAGCGGAUGAUCUGCGAGGCUACGUCGCGCUUCGAGGACUUCAUACUGCAGUUCCUGGACCGGGUGUUCAUGUUCAUCGACUCGAGCUCGUUGGAGUACGUGCGGCUUGAGGGCCGCGGCAACAGCUUGAAGAGCAAGCUCGAGUCCGUGGCGGAGACGGCGCUUUACGGUGUCUGCACGACCCUCCUGAUCGAGACCAGCGGCACCAUCUUCGAGAGCGCCCUGCACAAGCUGCGCACCUUCAUCACGGAACGGAUCCUCGAGACGAAGGUGGCCGGCCAGCUGGCCGCCGUCGUGUGCAAAAGUUUCUCCCGCUUCAACGGACGCGACACGCUGCGAGCGUUGGUGCCGGUGCUCGCGCAAACGAUUCUACCCGCGGUCGGCGAGGGCGAGGAUGUGCUCAAGGAAGAGAAUCUGGACCAUCGGCUUCUGCACGCGAUGCUGAUCAUGUCGGCGGUAGUCGACACGCCAGGCAGCAACCUGCUGCCGCAUAUGGACACGCUGAUGAAGGUCCUCGAUUACGUUCUGCUGUUGAGGUCGACCGACGGCAACAAGCUGGCCUGCCACCUGCUCAAGUGCAUCCUCACGUCCCUGUCGACGAUCACACCGUACCAGUACAGGUCCACCAAGAGGAGCUACAACGACCCCGACUAUCCGUACGUUCGUGACUGGGGCCAAAGCGCGGACGUCAAUACCUUCGACAUCAAAUGGUACAUCCCCGGCGAGGAGGAGAUCGCAACUAUACAACGAAUAUUCGCGAGAUACCUGACGGUGCAGAUCGACAAGCUCAGGAGCUACUGCGCGGACUCCAGCACGUUGUCCAGGGAACAGCUGUUCGUCUGCCUGAAUAUCGUAUGCGGCAUUAUCCGAGGCUCCGAGACCAUUCUGCCGAUAUGGGAGGAAACGCCGCUCGAAUUGGUGAAGUCCUCCUUCAAGUGGACGUCCAUGAUGCCCACGUACGGGAUGAAAGGGUACGUCACCAUGCCCGACGGUAGCAACGUCAGGCAUUACAUCGCCGGAGUUAUGAGCGAGGUCCAACGGGCGAUGCUUGAAAAUGCGGCGGACAACACGAAGAGUUUCUUCGCGUUGAUACGGAUUUGGGGUAGUUUGUUGCUGGGGAGGAUACGGCUGCGCGAUUCGCACGACGGUAGACGGAAGAACUUCCAAAUGGCGAAGAGGAUGUUCGAGGACCGAUUGGUGAAGAAUAAAGGCGCGAUGGGCCCGAUAUUGUUGGAGCGUUGCGACAUCCAGCACGAGGCGCGAAUGUUCGCGCAAUCGGUCGCCCUGACGGAGACCCACAAGCGCAUCAUGUUGGAGCUGUUCACGCUCGGUAUAAGCAGAUACUCGGACGUGCGUUUGAAGGCGCAGUCGAGCCUCUUCUCCGCCCUCAAGUAUUUCCCGUACUCCUACACGUUCAUAGUGCCCCGUCUAAUCGACGUUCUGGGGAAAGACACCGAGGAGCAUCACGACGCCUAUAAGGGUGUCCUGUACAUGUUAUUCGGGCCGCAGUUUGAUCCCAUAAUCACAGUGGAGAACUGGAGCACGUUGCAAACACUGUGGCCGGCGAUCGUGCUGUCCAAGCCAUCGGAGAAGCUCUCUGUGAUCCGCCUGAAGGAAAACAUCGUCGACACUGUGAGUAAGUACUUCAUCACGAUCACCAUCGAGCUCGAGAUGCCCGACUCGUGCCUGACCGCUGCGCGCGCCCUGUGGCAACACUUCCCCCGGCCGGCCGCGCCCCAGCCCGACGAGGACGAGAUACGGGAGGGCGUGCUUAACCUGAAGCGAUUCAGCGAGUCCAAUCUGGCGGCGUACAACGGUCUGCUCGACGAGCUGCUGCGCUGCAUACUCGAGGAGUCCCUGCACUGGCGGCACAGGCUGAUGGCGAUGAGCUUCAUACAGGACCUGGUGCAUCCGAAUCAAGUUUACUCCGCGAAAAUCGUGCGUUGCUUCCUGCAAGCGCUCGUGCACGAUUCCCUGGAAGAGAGGAAGAUCGCCAUCAAGGUGGUGGUGUUCAUGCUGAAACAGCAGAAGCGGAAACACCCGAAGGUGACGAUCGACCGGCGCAGCCUGUCGAAGAGCAGCUGCGCGCCGAGCGAGGACGACGGGGGGAGCGUCGUGCCCGGCAUGAGAGCGGACAACUCUUGGCUCCAGUACAACCAGCAGACUCGGCCGCUGACCGGCGAGCAGUGGGACGAGUCCAGGUACGUUCAUCUGCCGUACGUCGGCUAUUACGUCUGGCCGAAGGUCUUGGAGGUGUACGCGCCUUCGUGCGAGCAGCCCUGCCUCGACCCGGACGUGCGCGAAUUAACCGACUGCGAGAGGGAGGUCGACCUCUUCUUCGGCGAUCCGCAGAACGUGAAGAAGCUGAUCGAUUACCUCAGCCUGGAGGAGAAGAAGGGCAAGGACAAGUUCAACGCGUACAGGUGCUUCCUGUUCAAAGGCCUGUUCCGUAACCACGGUAUCGUGCACCUCGUGCACUUCCUGCCGCACCUGCAGCGGCUGGUGACGGACAAGCACGAGAGCAGCCAGCGAUGCGCCGCCGAGAUCACAGCCGGGAUCAUACGCGGCGCCAAGUACUGGCCGUUCUCCAUCACCCGCGAGAUGUGGCGGUCGCUGUUGCCGAUCGUGCGGACCGCCCUCUCGAAUCUCACGGAGGAGACCAUCGUCGACUGGGGUAUGUGCUUCGCCACGGCGAUGCAACGCCGCGACCCGAACCGGCACCACUGGCUGCUGGAGUGUCUGAUGGAGGAGGCGCCCCUGCGAGACUCGGAGUCUUCCUUCGUCGAGUGCGGCCGCCUCUACGUUCUGCAGAGCACCCUGAACCAGCAGCCGUGGCGGGUGACCGAGCUGCUGCGCCGUCUACUGCUGCGUCUGGAGAACCGGCUGCUCACCAACCCUUUCCAGAACGUGAGGGAGCGGCUGGGCUCGGUACUGAUCACCGUGUUCGACGCCGACCUCAGCUUCCCGCGGCGGUGGCGCGACGCGACCACGCCGCGCGCCCAGGAGCUGAUCGACAAGAUCGUGCCGAGGCUGGAGCGACUGGUGGUCGAGGACGACGACGCGCCCGUGAUGAACGGCAGCCGUGGCAAUUGCGAGAAGGAGGACAGCCUGUCGGAGAAGGUGGCCAGUGUGUCGUUCGACGAGACGAGACGCCAGUCGUCGUCGUCACGCGUCGUGGAAACGCCCCUCAGGACGGAGGAGCAGGAGAUGCCUCGACGGUUGCUGAAGACCGUGUGCAAAUGGAUCACCGGUAGCGUGUCGCGUUCGGCGUACAGCGCGACGCCGGGAUUCUACCAGAUAUUCCCGGUGGUCUGUCAGUUGGAGAGCUCGGAGGCGGACGAGGAACUGAGGAAGUCGUGUCUGUACACCCUCGCGAGCCUCGCCCAAGCCUUCACCCUGCCGGAGGACAUGCCGACGGCGUUGACCUCCGUGAAAGCGAUAUCCGAGCGAGCCUCCUGGUCGGCCAGAUUCACCAGUCUGGAGUUCCUCCAAGUUCUGGUCUUCCACAACAUGAGCAUCGUUCUCAGCAACGCCUCCUGGGUCGACAUGGUCGAAAGCAUCGUCCUACGCUUGCUGGAGGACGAGCGUCUGGAGGUCAGGGAGAAGGCCAGUCAGGUGCUCGGCGGCCUCUUGCACUGCACCUUCGUCGAGGAUCAGGAGAAGCUGCUGGAGGAGUUCAAGAGAAAGGCGAGGACCCGAUUGCGCAAGAAGAACAGUCCCGUCGACGAGGAUGCGCCGGGAAACGCGAAGAUCGACGCGAUACGCGUACGUCACGGCGGCGUCCUCGGACUGUGCGCCUUCAUUCGCGCUCAUCCGUACGACGUGCCCAAGUACAUACCCCCGGUCUUCGAGCAUCUCGGACUUCAUAUGAACGAUCCGCAGCCUAUACCGAUGACAAUAAGGAAGACACUGAGUGAUUUCAAGAGGACGCAUUACGACGGCUGGACGGGCAUGAACGGCCACGCGCAGCACUUCACGGAGGAGCAGCUGGCCGUCCUGCAGGAUCUAACGGUGCCGCCGUCGCAUUACGCUUGAUUAAGGGAGAUUAAGCCGUAUAUAGUACAAUCUUCGCAAUAUCUCAACGCGGACGUGAAAAACUGGCGAACAUUAAUUAAUUACAAUCGUCCGGGAGAGAAAUGUAGCCGUUAAAUAUCGAACGAAUGACACCUUGAAAUAUGUCAAUAUGUACUUUUCACUUUCCGUUCUUCUACUUUUUCGCAUGUAAGGGAUUAUUAACGCCUUCGCAGGAUGGACGAUGACGCGAAAGUAAUCGAAUGCGCGAAUGUGACUAAAUGUCCCCUCCUCCCCCCCCCCUCCCGGAGUUUUAACCGAUAUUUGUAUGUAUUGUAUGUAUGUAUGUGUAGUUAACGUCCGGAUCAUCAUCCAAGGCCUAUUUGUAACUUAAAUACUUCCGGAGGUGUGAAGAAAACACGAGUGUUCACGCAAUAAAGUUUAAGGUGAAAAUUUAUUCAGACGCAGCACCAUCAGUCGAGAAGCUUUCGAUCGAAUUUUGUCACACGUGUUUAAAGCAGAGGGGGGGAAUGGAGUUCAAUUUUUCUUUUUUACUAAUAUAUAGAACUUUGUUAAGCACAACCACUGUAUGUGUGUGUGUGUGUGUGUACGUGUGUAACUUGACAUAAAUGUGAUUAUUUUUUAUAAACGUGCUUUUAAGCUUUAAGGCUCCGGAGUGGUCAGCACGAGAACUCCGCGGAAUUGAAAGUAGCGACACAGUUCAAAACGGACGAAAAGAUGAACCAAUAGAGGUGCGUCUAGCAAGCGCUACAAAUCAGCAUCGAAGCGUUUCUCUUUCUGUUUAUCUAUUUUUCGGGUCCGAAUAAAGGAGAAACGCUUCGAAGCACUUUAUAGCGCUUAUCAUCUGGACUGUGCUUAAACGCGUGAUGAGUGACGCGUUGACAAUGAAAUUUCAUUGUUGCGUGCCAUUUCAUUGUUGUUUGUUUAAUUGUGCCAGGUGUGAUUUGUGAUAUGUAUUUGUUAAAUCCGUAAAAAUGGACGAAAACCACAAUCAGCCUGGAAUUUUAUACAUAUGAGCGAUACUUUUCCACUCCUUUCGACAGCUGUGAAAUCUCGUGUGUCCCACGUGAAUAAGGGCUUUAUUUCGCGUACCUUUUACGGCUAUUUAUUUAUUGUUCGAGGAGGGAGGGGGAGAGUUUUCGUCCAUUUUCACAAGUAUCUUCAAGCGAUUUCAAAUCUGUCGUUUUACCUGAAUAUCUUUUUACUUACUAAAUGGCACGCAUCGUUUCUCAAUCUGCGUCAUUUCUCGCCCUCGUUACGUCACGAAUCCAAUAUGGCCGCGGCGACUAUUCCCCGGAGCCUUUUAACGAAACUUCUCACCGUGUUUUUUACACAAACGCAAUAUUAUCGUAGACCUUUAUACUUUCUAUGAACUGUUAUAUUUCCAGUGGUAUAAAAAUAUCAUGGACAACCUCGUUUUUCUUCGAAGUAACAUUUA
Dinoponera quadriceps is the source of this 7275-nucleotide messenger RNA. Its product is annotated as proteasome activator complex subunit 4B-like. NCBI's taxonomy places the organism in Eukaryota, Metazoa, Arthropoda, Insecta, Hymenoptera, Formicidae. The record is from RefSeq and is a predicted model, not a curated record. Bases 213 to 5840 code for a protein of 1875 amino acids. Gene Ontology annotation, molecular function: peptidase activator activity; proteasome binding. Gene Ontology annotation, biological process: proteasomal ubiquitin-independent protein catabolic process. Gene Ontology annotation, cellular component: nucleus; cytosol. The transcript is spliced from 13 exons.